UUCCAUUUGUGUAUUCUUAAUGGUCCAUGUUGGUUUUUGUAGUAAGUUCUCUAUAUAGCAUCUCUUUUGGGACGAAUAAUUGACAGAUUGGCUCUAAACAGCAGCCCUUACAAUCACGUUCCGUUAAGUUACGUUAUGUUAGGUUUUUUUUUCGUUUUACUUGUGGAAUAAUGCAGAUUGGUGGUGUCCGCGUGUCGCAAUGCGACGGAAUGGAGCUGGGGUGAGGGUGAAACCGUCGCGACCCAACAAUGAAUGAAUGAUCCAUGGGAACCUACCUCCAGCGGACAAAAUAUCCCCCCUCCGAAAUUCAAUUUUCAAAGUGCUAUAUUUGCAACACUGGAGGAGGAGAAUGGGAAUAGAGACCUCGUUAUCUCCGCCCCCGCCCUCAUCUCGCCUCGCCUCGUGUCUUCACCUGUCGCCGCAUUCAUUCCACUUGUAGAGCCACCUUCAAGCCCUCUCCUUCAAACCCCGCCCCACCCUCCCGCUCCACUACGCCUCAUCCUUGCUUAAGCCGCAGACGAUCGUGUUUUUUGUUGUGUUUUUAUUCUCUGGGUCUUCAUUCCCAACCGGAAAUCAUCAACAAUGGCGUCCGCAAUUGCAAGCAAGGUCUCAGCAGUGGGAGCCGUGGCGAGGCGAGAAUUGGCGCCGAGCGUGGCUUCCAAAGCCUCGGUUGCAUCGCUCGUCGCCGCCAGGAAGGCUUGCCUCGGCACCAGCCAGUCUCUGUCGAGCGUCUCAUGGGUCGCGUCCCGCGUAGGGUUGAAGAAGCCCGCCGCUAGAUUUGUGUCCUCGUCGUCGUCGUCGUCGUCCCGAUCAGGGGCGGGGCAAGUGGUGGCCACGAUUUCCGUGGGGGACAAACUCCCCGAGGCGCAGCUCUCGUAUUUCGACAAGGAUGGCAAUGUGCAGUCCGUGAGUGUGUCGGAACUCACAAAAGGUAAGAAAGUGGUGCUCUUUGCUGUUCCUGGUGCCUUCACCCCUACUUGCUCGUCCAAGCAUUUGCCCGGGUUCGUGGCCAAGGCCGACGAGCUCCGGAAGGCGGGCGUGGACACCUUGGCUUGCGUCUCGGUGAACGAUGCCUUCGUGAUGCAGGCGUGGGGGAAGAGCGCCGGCGUUGGCGACAGCGUGUUGAUGCUGUCUGAUGGUUUGGCCAAGUUUACCCAGGCUUUGGGUACAGCUGUUGAUUUGACUGAUAAGGUAGAGGGGUUGGGCAUUCGGUCGCGGAGAUAUUCCAUGCUUGUGGAGGACGGCGUAGUGAAGGUAUUGAACUUGGAGGUGGGUGGCGCCUUCACGAACAGCAGUGCUGAGGAGAUUUUGAGCAGUCUGCAGAAGGCCAAUGCCUAAAAUGCAACUUUCAUGCUUCGGUUUUCUGGGAGCUGCGUGCAUGCUUGGAAUUACACUGUUGAGUCAGUUUGUAGACGUGUCAAACAGUGUUCGAGGGUUCAUGGCGUAGGGUAAGGCAGGUGCCUCCUGAUGUGAGUUAAGCGUGUUCGGUGCGUUGUACAUUCGGGAAAGAAACAGCGAAGCAGGCUCGUGCGGAUUGCUCCAGGCACGUAGGCAUUAAUUACUCGCUGGAUUUUUGUAGUAUCACAAACAGGCACUUGCAGUAGUUCUGUUUAUAUCUGUUUUCCAGAAUGUAUUUCGGAGCUUAAGUCUAUAAUUUGAUGAGUAGGCUCCAUCAUCGCAGGAGUCGUUCUGUGAUUGCGUUGUAUGAGUAAUUGUUUCAUACGAUGUUUUGGUUAAA
Molecule: messenger RNA, 1738 nt
Organism: Physcomitrium patens
Lineage: Eukaryota; Viridiplantae; Streptophyta; Bryopsida; Funariales; Funariaceae
Product: peroxiredoxin-2
Biological process (GO): hydrogen peroxide catabolic process; cellular response to oxidative stress; cell redox homeostasis
Cellular component (GO): cytoplasm
Molecular function (GO): thioredoxin peroxidase activity
Source: RefSeq, a predicted model, not a curated record